Molecule: messenger RNA, 2624 nt
Organism: Leguminivora glycinivorella
Lineage: Eukaryota; Metazoa; Arthropoda; Insecta; Lepidoptera; Tortricidae
Exons: 7
Coding region: 168-2111 (647 amino acids)
Biological process (GO): proteolysis
Molecular function (GO): serine-type endopeptidase activity
Source: RefSeq, a predicted model, not a curated record
UCAUUAUAAUAUCUUUACUAAGUAAACUAAGCAAUACCAUUAAUUUUCUGGACACAAAUGACGUAAACCAUCAAAUUAGCAAAAGAAUAUUUGGUGUAGUAGACGAUUUAUUUAUUUCCUUGAAAAUCAACCAAAAGCUUAUUCAACCCAAGGAUCAUGAUGCAUACAUGAUUAUGCAUAAUUUCGUAGAGAACAAGCUUCUCAAAAACUAUGAGAAAUAUAAAGAAAUGUAUAGUAAUAUUACAACAAAUAUAACCGCUGAAAUGGCCGAUAAUAUUGCCGGUGUAAACGAAGUUAUUGAUGAGAUGAUAAGAGAAUAUGGAGGCACACAUAACGAUACUCAUAACGAUGAAAACAAGAGUCUACGGCUAGAGAACAUCGCAGAUUUAACAAAUAUCGCUGAAUCACAUGCCAAAAGGCAAACACUCACUCCAAAUGAUUAUACAGUAUGGAAUGCAGACAAUUCAAGCCAAGAGAUAGAGAGUCGGAGGAUCUUCAAAGGUACCAGCACAGGUAUAGCUCGGUACCCAUUCAUGGUUAGCGUCCAUGUGGGAGGCCUUUUCGUGUGCUCUGGAUCCCUGCUGCAUGAGAGCUUGGCUAUCAGUGCUGCCUCCUGUCUUAUGAGAACUUUCGAUAAUACCAAGCUCAGGAUUCAAAUACGGGUCGGCAGCGACUUCGUGACUAAAAUGGGUUACCUGGUGAACAUAGACAGACUUUUCAUCCAUCCAGACUUUGACCGGUCGACCCUGACGAACAAUUUGGUCAUGCUCAAAGUUAAGAAGGCGUUGCGAUUUCAAGCUAAAAAGGUGGUGGCUGUGAAGUAUGACAAGUUUGAUAACAUUAGCGUGAUGAAGAAGAUUAAGGAUGUCUUGAUUUUGGGGUGGGGGAGGAGGGAUCCGUCAGAAAAAGAAGAAAUGGAAGAUCGACCGAUAUCUCGGGCACGUCUAAACAUCUAUGACUUGGAAGAAUGCAAAUACAUUUACACUAAAGAAUAUGUGUCGGAAAGUAAUUUUUGCGCUGGAUUUGUUGAUCGCGGUGAAGGAGCCUGCAAUCAUGACGGCGGCGGCCCAGCGUUGGCCGGCAGCCUGCUAACAGGCGUCAUAAGCUUCGGUUCCCCUUACUGCGGACGCGUCGACGCGCCAACAGUCUUCACUCGUCUAGGAAUGUACGCUGACUGGAUUGACAGGGUCUUGGACAGCGUUUCGCUCGCCUCUGGUAAGCAUGAAAAUCCACACUCGUUUCAAAUUCCUGGUUCCAUUGAAGUUGGAAUCCCAAGUGCAGAAUUUGAUAAGAUGGAUUUAGAACUAGAAAACCCUCGAGAAAUAUUGCAAAAAGAAUUCGGUUUGAAAAAUAUACUUAAUGGGCCCAUAGACAAACAUGCAAAUGGGACAGAACCCUCUAAAGAAAACGAAGGUGUAGAAAUUCGGAAACCAGAAUCGCUACGCAUGCCAACGACUCGUGAUACUUUCUCUGAGUACGAAGACCCAAUAGAGUUUUCUGAGGAAUCAGAUGAUUCUGAGGAUUCCGAUGCACCUGCAACUAUAAUACCGGAAAAUUUAAAAAAACAUAAAAGAGUGAAAGAUACGGAUGAAGAAACUGAUCCAUUUACUAAUUUUAUGAAGAAGGUUUUUGAAAAAAGUAACGUUCGAUUCGAAGAUCCUGAACCUGGAGUUUUGGAGUCAAAAGAGUGGUAUGAAUUUGAGAUUGAUGAAACAGGACCCCCUACUGCAGCUCCAGCUCGAACUAAAUAUUAUAAGGAAGGGUCAACGACCCCACACGAGCUAACCGCGAUAAGAAUACUUAACCGAAACCGAGGCAAAGACGUUCAAACAUCAAGAGAAUCCCUCAGGUCCCCAAGAGUGUUCGAUCUUCAAUAUCAAAUAGAUAUCAGACCUGUUUCUAUGCUAAGAGCUAGCAGAAUGGGUCAAAAUAAAUCGGUUGUUAUCUUGACUAAUAGCGGAACUACUCAACGUAUCAAUGUAAAAAAUACAAACAAAUUAGAUAUGAAACUUACCAAUGGAAUUGCUGAAUUAAUAGAACAUAUUAAUGAUGUGCCGCUAAAAAAGAAUGGCACAUUAAAAAAAUCUUUUUCUUUCAAGUCGUCAUUUUGAUGCUGUCAAAUCUAACAAAAGUUUAACAUUUAAAAAUGCUAUCACUAGGUAAAAGGUAUAGCCGAUCUUGUUAAUGAUAAAAAUACUAAAAAACAUUUUUGUGGUACCCUGAUGACACUAAUGGUAUUAUAAUUAUGUCAUGUUUUAUAAAUAAAGAUAAUAAAACUAUUUUUGGGAACAACUUUUUAUUGUUUUAUAUGAAACAACAAUUCAACAUAAAUUCAAACAAUAGCCACUGAGCGUUGUUAAGACAUGUAACAUGUAGGUAUAUAUGAACAUAUAUCACUUUACGUAUCUAUACAAUAUUAUAUAGAAUAGGAUUCUCUUAUUACGAGUACAUUAUUAUAUGAAACACGGGACUUAAUAGCUUGUAAAGCGCAUGGCUGCACUGAGAGAAAAUACUUACAACCAGUUUUCAUGUUCGUUCAACGAGUUUUUUGGUUAAAAUAGCGCCUACGUGCUCUUUGGUUCAAACAACAAACUACUUGUCAUUUGAAUCGGCAAUGUAUUUGA